Messenger RNA from Myripristis murdjan (pinecone soldierfish), 2793 nucleotides. RefSeq names its product protein Ycf2-like. The coding region runs from base 336 to 1814 and encodes 492 amino acids. The record is from RefSeq and is a predicted model, not a curated record. Lineage: Eukaryota; Metazoa; Chordata; Actinopteri; Holocentriformes; Holocentridae. The transcript has 5 exons.
AGCGGCGCACAUGGUGGCAGCGGCUCGGCCAUUCCCGGUGGCGGAUCGGCCCCUCACUGUCGUUCCUCUUCCUGGAAGAGCGAGUACACAGCACGCUACCUACCGGUCCACGCCUCCCUUUCUCCUCUGCAGCCCAACCCCUCCACACCAACAACUCUGAGCCUUUUCGAUACUUUAUUGUGCAGGGAUUGAGGGCACAACCAUCCGCGCUGCGCCAAUUAACAGAGCCGUCUGAAAAUAAAUCACCGCGCACACCUCCGCCGAAGCUCGCUGCCCCACUGGCUGCUCUGACUAUCACCUCUGGCCCGGCGAGAACAUUGUGUCCUCUGUGAGAAAUGACAGCCAAGCAUCGGAAAGGGAAAAGCAACCACAAACAUGAGGAUAACUUUUUCAGAAAUGAAAUCCUGGAGUCAGAAGCCCGCGGAGGAGGGAAUAAUUACCUUAUUCUCUUUAUUUUAUUUCUGUUGAUUGUAAUUGGCGGUGCCAUUAGCGCGUGGUUCUGUUUCCAGCAGCACCAAACUAUAACCUACUUAACAGAUAAUCUCAUGGGCAUGCAGAUGAAGAUAGUCAAACUACAGUCCUCUCAGGAGGAGAUUCGACAGUCAAAUAAUAAGCAGCCCAUUUCAGAGGGUGUGGAGAUGCGUCUUAAUGCCCUGGAGGAGUCUUACGCACUGGCCCAGAAGCAGGUGGGCAUGGCCUUGGCGACGGCUGAGCAGCUCAAGACGUCUGACCUCCCUGCCCAGGUGCUGUCCCUUCACACUGAGAUGAAAGCCCGCCUGGCGGAGAUGCAGCAAGCCACUGUGUCUCUGGAGCAGCUGAGCCAGCUGCAGACCAUGCUCAAAGGGAAAAGUGAGGAAUUUGAAGGUGUCAGGCUGCAGGUGGAGGGCCUUGCUGCGCUGAGUGCUGAGCUGUCCCAGAAGGUGGAGGUCUUGACAGGGAGCCUGGGAGAAGCAGAAUCGAAGCUGGAGGAGAGAGUUGGGCAAAUUGCCAAACUGAGUGAUACCCUGGAUGGACAGGCCUCUGAGGUGCUUGGAUUGAAGGAGCAGCUGGCCACCUAUAAGGGUCAGCUGGAGGCCAGUACAACGGAGAUAGCCACUGUCAGAGGGUUGCUGGAGAAUGAACAGUCCCAGCGUGUCCAGCAGGCCAGCGUGGAGGAGCAGCUCAGUACGGUACGUCAGAGUCUGCUGGAUCAUAGCACAGCAGCCCAUAGUCUGCACUCUGAACUCAGGGCUCAGCUGGAGAACAUACAGAAGGAGGUUGCCCAGCUGGAGGGAGAGGCUCAGCCUGUGGAGCAGGUAGAGGAAGAUGCAGCUCCUGCAGCUCUACUGACUGAAGAUGAAGCUGUAGAAAAGGAGGCCCCUGCUGCAGAGGAAGAGGAGGCACCUGUGCAGGAUGAAGCUCCCACUGAGCAGGGCGACUCUGCAGCAGAAGGAGAAACUGCUCCUCCAGAGGAAGUGGCGGUGGAGGAAAUGGGGGAUCAGACAGAGCAAGAAGAUGUGGGACAGACCGACAGCCACAAAACAGAAGAGGAGGAGGUAUCUGAAGGAGAUAAGGUACAGGAGGAAUCAGAAUCACCAACUGAAGAGGAGGGGGUAUCUGAAGGAGAUAAGGUACAGGAGGAAUCACCAGUAGAAGAGGAGAACCACAUAGCAGAAGAGGAGGAGGAACUGCAGGAUGCACCAGCUGAAGAGAAGAGCCAUAAACAAGAGGAGACAGAGGUAUUUGAAGGAGAAGACGACCUGGAAGAGCAGACGGUGGAUGAUGAAGAAGUUGGAGACCUACUAGAAGAUGAUGCCCACCCGGAGGAUGAAUAGUGCACCUAUGCAGAAAGGGCAAUCUUCAGCAACGGACAUACCCACAGAGGAGAAGGGACACUUUCUCAGUCUACCACAUGACAAAUAGGAAGGCAUUGUUGAUUGCUGAUGUUUAGGUGCAGUAUGCAUAAUGUGGUUGCUCAUUGUAAAGCAGACCUACUCACAAGAAUUCAGUCACCAUGCUGGCGUCAGAGCUGAAACCUGUACCUCAAGGAUGUGUGUGAGACGGCUGUUAAAUUAGGUAACAAUGAAUUCAGGGUUUACCUGCCAAUACCAACCUCAAGAGCCUUAAUCUAUGCUAAUAAUAAUUUUAAUAAUGUCUUUCUACAGAGUAUUUUCCAUGCUUCAAAUUGCCUAUUUCUGCAAGCUCAGUGACAUUUGUAGUCCAAAGUUAGUCUUUACUAAACUGGAAAAAUAGAAGCCAAUGAGUAGACAAGCACUUCUUAUCAUACUUAAAGCCAUAAAUAAUGCCUGUCUUGCCGACAUGACAAGUGGUUCUUUUUGCUGCUGCCUGGUAUGUGUCUUGAGAUGUUAUUUUAAGGGCAAAAAAGGAUGCAGAAAAUAAUUUAUUGUAUCCCACUUGUUUACACAGGCAAAAACAGCCAGCUAAAGCACUAGUAUAGGAACGGUGGCAUGUGUGGGGGGGAAAAAAAAUCAAAAUUCACUGAUGUUUCUGACACAUGUAGGGUGUACUGUAGCUGAUAGGCCUUUUUUUUUUUUUUUUUACUUUUUUGACUUGUCUGUAAUACUUCUUGAAAUACUGGCGGUGAUUUAUGUAAUUCGGCUCAUUGUACUGUUUGCACUUUCUUACCUGAUUGCAUCUCUAGCCAGACAGAACACACCUAUUUUAAGAUAUAUUUCUACUAAGGUCUGAUAUUCACAUUUACAAAAUGCACGGUUACUGCAAAGGUAUUUGUUACCCUCAGUAUAACCCAUCUCACUUCUUCACAUUUUUUUUAAAUAAACCCUGAUUCUUCCA